AUGCUGUACAUUAUCGGGCUGGGACUCGCCGACGAGCGCGAUAUCAGCGCACGAGGCCUCGAAAUCGUGCGCCGCGCCGAACGCGUGUACCUCGAAGCAUACACCGCAGUCCUCCUCGUCGACAAGGAGCAGCUCGAAGCUUACUAUGGCCGCUCCAUCAUCGUCGCCGACCGCGAAAUGGUCGAGUCGCAGUCCGACGCCAUCCUCGACGGCGCCGCCGAGAAGGACGUGGCCUUUCUCGUCGUCGGUGACCCCUUCAGUGCCACCACACACACCGACUUCGCUCUGCGCUGUCGACAGAACGACCCGCCCAUCCCGUACAGGACGCUGCCGAACGCCAGCAUCCUGACAGCCGUGGGCGCAACGGGACUGAGUCUGUACAACUUUGGCCAGACCGUCUCUAUGGUCUUCUUCACCGACACCUGGAAACCGGACAGCUUCUACGAUCGUGUUGCUGAAAACUCCGCUCUCGGACUUCACACACUCGUGCUGUUGGACAUUAAGGUCAAAGAGCCCAAUCUGGAGGCGCUGGCGAGAGGAAAGACUGUCUACGAGCCCCCGCGCUUUAUGACGGUAGCGCAGUGCGCGGAGCAGAUGCUCGAGGUGGAGGAGAAGCGGAAUCAAAACGUGUGUGGUAAGGAGAAGUUGGCGGUGGGCGUGGCACGCUUGGGUAGCGAAGGAGAGCAGAUCGUCGCAGGUACGCUGGAGGAGCUGGCGCAAGCAGAUCUGGGGAGGCCCCUACACAGUCUAGUAUUGUGUGGGUCGAGAAUGCACGAGAUGGAAUGGGAGUAUAUGCGCGACUUCGCUGUCGACAAGGAGAAGUUUGACGCAAUCUGGAAGAGGGACUACGCCGCUCAUGCGUAA
This is a messenger RNA of Sphaerulina musiva SO2202, 864 nucleotides long. Its product is annotated as diphthine synthase. The record is from RefSeq and is a predicted model, not a curated record. Bases 1 to 864 code for a protein of 287 amino acids. Lineage: Eukaryota; Fungi; Ascomycota; Dothideomycetes; Mycosphaerellales; Mycosphaerellaceae. The transcript is spliced from 2 exons. Gene Ontology annotation, molecular function: diphthine synthase activity. Gene Ontology annotation, biological process: protein histidyl modification to diphthamide.